CUGCGGAUCGUUGCGCUUAUCUCGGCCGCACACGCGCAGGUGGGCGUGCCCGGAUCAGAGAGAGAGAGCCCUGCCACCUGGGUGAACGUGCGCAUGCGCAGAGCGGCCGGGAUUCCCGGCUGCUUCCCUCCGCAUCAGCCUCGCGCGCGUCAGAACGUUGGUGGGCUCCGCGGCACGCGCCUCUUCUGGAAUCAACAACCGCUUUUUAACGGUCGCUUUUUACUUUUUUACUGGUAUUUUUUCACAGAAAACCGCCCACUGGACACGUUAACCACGCUCCUGACCUUUGACCCCUCCGCGUCCUCCAAUGUUUCGAGGAAGCCGUUUUCCUGGUCAGUAUGAGUACCCGUUGCCGCGGUGACCCCUCCCCGCCGCUGGGAUGCACGUUAUGGGAAGCGUGUCCCCGACCGAGGGCUCCGCCUUUCAGGAGGAGGAUGUAGCCGUCGCCGUGGCAACGUCAUCGCCUCCGCCUUCGAGGUUUUCCGACAUCAAAGAAACCGGCACGAGAUUAUCCGAUCCUCCCCCUCCUCCACCUCCUCUUCCUCCUCCUGCUCUUCCUCCUCCUCCUCCCCCCCCCCUGCUGCCUCUGGCUCCAGGGCUGGGAGACUCCGUUGUGGGCCUGAUGAAGAAGAGGAGGGUGAGGAGUUUCUUCUGGAAAACAAUCCCUGAGGAGCAGGUCAAAGGUCGCGCCAACCUGUGGACGCAGCGCAAAGUGCAGCGGCAUUUCCACAUCGACGUCCAGAAGAUCGAGGAGCUGUUUGGUCAGAACGACAGUCGGACGGACGCCACGUCCACCAGAGGAGGAAAGAGCAGGGCCUCCUUCAGAGAGGCCAAAGAGGAGGUCUCCAUUCUGGACGCCAAGAGGGCAAUGAACGUUGCCAUUUUCCUAAAACAGUUCAAAAGGUCCAACCAGGCGAUAGUGGAUGACGUUCGGCGUGGCAACAGCGCGUCCUUCGGGGCGGAGCCUCUCAGGGAGCUGCUCAAGCUGCUGCCCGAGGCCGAGGAGGUGAGGAAGCUGAAUGGGCAUGGAGGCGACGCCUCCAGGCUCCCGCUGUUAAAGGAGGAGUUUCACGGAGCCUGUGAGGCCAUGAGGCAGGAUAUCAAGAUCCUUCGCUCCGCCACCAAAGAGUUAAUGUGCUGUGAGGAGCUCCAUGCUGUUCUCCACUUGGUGCUGCAGGCCGGAAACAUCCUCAAUGCCGGCGGUUAUGCUGGAAACGCGGUCGGCUUCAAGUUGUCCUCCCUCCUGUCCCUGGCUGACACCAAGGCCAACAAACCGGGCAUGAACCUGCUGCACUUUGUGGCUCUGGAGGCUCAGAAAAAAGACGAGAAGCUGCUGCAGUUUACUCUCAAGCUGAGUAACGUGCAGGCCGCCUCCAGGAUCCAUCUGGAAACGCUGGACGCUGAACUGCAGCUGCUGACCUCUCGGACCUGCUCGGUAGAAGAGAGAAUCCAGAAGGACACGGAGCUCCUGCAGCAGCUGGACGGUUUUCUCCAG
This is a messenger RNA of Menidia menidia (Atlantic silverside), 1495 nucleotides long. The record is from the annotation of a GenBank genome assembly. Lineage: Eukaryota; Metazoa; Chordata; Actinopteri; Atheriniformes; Atherinopsidae.